ACUAGUUAGACCACCACAGUGGAGUCUUUGGAACAAAGUACAGCAGGUACAGCCUGUUGCUUGAACGCUAUCAAGGCAACAUGUCGUGGCUCUUCGGCUGGGGAAAGGGCUCCGGUGCUCCGCCGCUGGAGGAGCAGACAGCAGCCGCUGCUGAAGGGACCAGAGGUGCACCAGGAGGCGGCUCUCGGGGAGAAAAACCCGGGGACAAGUGGAGUAACUUUGACCCGUCUGGGCUGGAGAGAGCUGCAAAAGCUGCAAAGGACCUCGACAAAUCACGACAUGCCAAAGAUGCGUUGGAACUGGCUCGUAUGCAGGAGCAGACUGUUCAGCUGGAGCAUCAGAGUAAAGUGAAGGAAUAUGAAGCCGCUGUGGAGCAGCUGAAGGGCGAGCAGAUCCACCUGCAGGGCGAGGAGAGACGCAAAACACUGGCAGAGGAGACAAAGCAAAACCAUGCAAGGGCACAAUAUCAAGACAAACUUGCCAGACAGAGGUACGAUGAUCAGCUCAGGCAACAGCAAUUUCUCAACGAGGAGAACCUUCGCAAACAAGAGGAAUCAGUUGUGAAGCAAGAGGCCAUGAGAAAAUCUACCAUUGAACAUGAAAUGGAGCUGAGACGUAAGAAUGACCUGAUUCGCGUGGAAGCGGAGGCCAAAGCCCGCGCCCAGGUGGAGAGAGAGAACGCCGACCUGAUCCGGGAACAGAUCCGCCUGAAAGCUGCCGAACACAGACAAACUGUCCUGGAAUCUAUAAAGACGGCGGGAGCGGUGUUCGGGGAGGGAUUCAGGGCCUUCGUCUCUGACUAUGACAAACUCACAGCCACGGUCGCUGGGUUGACCCUGUUGGCGGCAGGCGUGUAUUCGGCCAGGAACGCCACAGCAGUGGCAGGGCGAUUCAUAGAGGCUCGUCUGGGCAAACCCUCACUGGUCCGAGAGACCUCCAGGAUAACCGUCAUUGAGGCCAUCAAACACCCAAUCAAGACUACCAAGCGUCUGAGAAGCAGGCCACAGGACGCCUUGGAGGGUGUGGUGCUCAGCGCAGCUCUGGAGGGACGUGUGAGGGACGUUGCCAUCGCCACUCGCAACACCCGGCAGAACAACGGCUUGUACAGAAACAUCCUGAUGUAUGGACCCCCUGGAACUGGAAAAACACUCUUCGCCAAG
Messenger RNA from Anarrhichthys ocellatus (wolf-eel), 1160 nucleotides. Its product is annotated as ATPase family AAA domain-containing protein 3-like. Lineage: Eukaryota; Metazoa; Chordata; Actinopteri; Perciformes; Anarhichadidae. The annotation marks the transcript as partial. The transcript is spliced from 10 exons. Gene Ontology annotation, biological process: mitochondrion organization. Gene Ontology annotation, molecular function: zinc ion binding. Gene Ontology annotation, cellular component: mitochondrion. The record is from RefSeq and is a predicted model, not a curated record.